UCAGAGAUGCUAAAGACUCCAUGAUCUGCAGUAUUCCUGAAACACAGACAGCCAGGAGAUUGUGGGAAAAAUCCAGAAGUACAGAACGAGACCUGUACAGUUCUGUUUGUUUGCUCUGCUCUAAACGAAUCUAGAGAUCCUGUGAUGUUAUGGAUAUUUAACCAAAAGACUCUUCCAUCUUUCGGUUUGGUAAAGGUGUACCAACUAUGAAUUAGCCAAUGCUAAAACCAGGAGCAAACAUUUCCUAGCUCCAGCUGCAUCAUUACAACAGCCAUUGGAAUUCUGGGAAACAGAAUGCCAGCCAAGACACCUAUGUAUUUAAAGACACCCACACCAAAGCAUGGCAAAAAGCUAAAAUUGAGGGAUGUUCUCUCUAGUGAUAUGAUCAGCCCUCCUCUAGGGGACUUGCGCCACAGCGCCCAUGUUGGACCGGAAGGUGAGGGUGAUAUGUUCGGAGAUGUUGGCUUCCUCCAAGGCAAACUGGACAUGUUACCUUCCUUAGCACAUCCCUCUUCAAACAACAUGAGCAGGCAUGUUGAUGACAUGUUUGAGAUACAAGGCCUACAGCAAAGGUAUAACUCCCAUCAUAACUCAAAUGACAGCUCCAUUCUUAAAAGCACAUUCUCAAUGCCUGCCUUCAUUGCCCCUGAGCAGCCACCUCCGAAACCUCCUCGACUACACUUAGAGGAAAGCUCUAGUCAACAUAAGCGCCACCACAAUCAGCAGCAACACUCCAUGUCUGUGUGCGCAGACGGGGAUGGACACUACCGGGAACCCUACCAUGAUUUCACCCUAUCUGCUUCCAUCCCCAUCUUGAGACACCUUAUGCCCUCUCCUGGUUCUUUCUCUGAGGCCUCCUCAGAUGACUCAAUGUCCGAAGUUUGUGUUCCACCAGACCCUAAACGAGGUCUGAGCCUGGACUCUGAUACUGGCCUGAGCAAUGAGGACCUGCGAAGUGAGCACAGUGAGUCUCCUGCAUUCUCUCCCACAAUGUCACGCUCAGAGUCUCUUGCUGGCCUCGACCUGGAUCUGGGACCAUCCAUUCUGGAGGACGUUCUCAGGAUAAUGGACCGUUACAAGAGUGUGAAAGACAGGUGUGAGCUGUAAGCUGGCAAAGAAACUUGUAAUGUGCAUAUCUUUGCUUGGCCUUGUACUUCCCUUGCUGGACACUGGAGUAAAUCUUUGGGACAGAAUGACUACAAACUAAAAACUGCAUCUCUUUCUGUGUAAAUGACCAUCUGAAAUGUAGAUGCAAAAUGGAAAACUGUUUUUGUAUACUGUUUAUAUUGUACAUUUACAUUAUUAUAUUAAAAAAAAUCUCCUCAGUGUAAAUAGACUGUGACUUUUUUGCUGCCUUACAUUAUAAUUUAAAGUAUGUAAACAAGGAAAAAUCCAGUGCAAAAGUUACUAAUUGCACAUUAGUCAAUUUAUGACCAAUAUGAAAUGCUGACUUGAUUAUUACUUUUAAGCAGAAACCAGUUCAUCUUGAUACCCAUAAUUAUAGGUUUCCAUUAUUUCCCUUUUUUGGGGGCGUUCUAUCAGAAACACAGUUUAUUAUUGAUUUGUAUCAUAAUACGAGAUAUGGGUUUAACAUGGUCAUGUAAAUAAAAUAAUAUUGAAACCAA
Hemibagrus wyckioides is the source of this 1625-nucleotide messenger RNA. RefSeq lists its product as uncharacterized. The coding region runs from base 295 to 1107 and encodes 270 amino acids. The transcript has a single exon. The record is from RefSeq and is a predicted model, not a curated record. NCBI's taxonomy places the organism in Eukaryota, Metazoa, Chordata, Actinopteri, Siluriformes, Bagridae.